Cotesia congregata is the source of this 360-nucleotide messenger RNA. Lineage: Eukaryota; Metazoa; Arthropoda; Insecta; Hymenoptera; Braconidae. The record is from the annotation of a GenBank genome assembly.
AUGAAAAGUGAUAAUAAAAUAUCAAUGAGGCUUGUACAAAGAGCGUUGUUCGAGUUGCCGUUAAAUGAGACUCCGAAGGGGAUAAUCGAUAAACCACAACGACGUCACUUAACAAAUGACACGGCCGAAGAAAAAGAUUACAGUGAACCGAGAGACGUUAUGGAAACAUCAAAGAAAAUCACCCGCCCGAUUGGAGUGACUCGCCCACCAGAAGAACUCCGGCUGAGGAAAGAAAACUUUCUACAAGUCAAAAAUGAAAAUGACUUGUCUAGAAAAAAAAAAGAACUUGAGGAUGUUAAAACUCAACAAAGAUAUUGCUAUUUAUCAUUCACUUUGCAAGCGAUGGAAAAAAAUCAAUGA